GAUACAUCGUCAUUCGUCACACGAUUUUAGAAAAUAGCGCGAUCGUGGACACGACAUCAUAUUAUUAACUGAUAACAGUAGAAAGCUGUUAUCAUUGUGAAAAUCAGGCCAAUGACCAUUCCAUUCUACAGUACUAUCUUGACGACUUGACGUUUUUACACAGAAUAUUCUAUGGUUUCAAGUCUUCAAAGUUCCAUCUCGCAAAUCGUAAUACUCAUUGUUAGUGAUCGUAAUGUCGAUUGUUGUUAAAUAUUUUGUAUUGUUUAUUUAUUGUUCAUCAUAAAUUACUUGCAAAUACCAGUGAAUUAUUGUUUGAAUUCUACGUGCAAUGCAAACUAAAAUGGACAAAACCGAAGACUCUGUUAACAAUAAUUACACUGCUUAUGAGUAUCAAGGAAACGACGGUACCAGGGAAAAGAAACACUUCGGAAACACAAACGGUUACCAGAACAAAUCAUCGCAAUAUGAUGAAGUUGUGGUACAAUUGUUCAGUAAGCAAUUUUCCUUGCCAAAUCAAAGCAAGUGGGAACUUCCUAACCCAGACACCAUGCUGAAACACUGUAAAUGGGAGUUACCAGAUUUUAUACAUUUAAAAAAAUCACUCAACACAGUCAAGGAUAAACUUAAUGAUUUUAAUUUAGCUGAAUGGCAUAGAAAUACAAAACAAACAAAUCCAGCUGGGAAAGUUAUAUCAAAAGUUAGAGGAAUUGGACAUCCAGAACUACUGACCGGUGCUUGGUUGAAGUUUUUUGAACUAUUAAACGAUUAUGAACUAAUACCUCAAAAAAGCAUUGAUAAUGGGAAGUUGUGCAGUGUUCAUUUAUGUGAAGCUCCUGGAGGUUUUAUUUCUGCUCUCAACCAUUAUAUUGUUAGCCAAGAAAUAAACAUUGAAUGGGAUUGGGUAGGAGUUUCAUUAAAUCCAUAUCAUGAAGGAAACGGUAACCCUGAUUUAAUAAAUGAUGAUAGAUUCAUGUUAUAUACAUUAAACCACUGGUUUUUUGGUAAGGAUCAUACUGGUGAUAUUUUUCAAAAAAACUUUUACAAAGAAUUAUACACCUUUGUUAAAAACCGUUUUGGCGAAGAAGCACAUGUGGUUACAGCUGACGGUAGUAUGGACUGUCAAAAUAAUCCUGACGAACAAGAAAAUGUAGUUAUGCGCCUGCAAAUAGUAGAGACUAUGGUAGCCUUAAUGAUACUUCAAAAAGGUGGUUCAUUUGUUGUAAAAAUGUUUACUAUGUUUGAAUGCAAUACGUUAUGUCGAUUAUAUUUGUUAAGCUGUGCUUUUGAUUCAGUAAAAAUAAAAAAACCAGUUACAAGUAAGCAGGGAAAUUCUGAAGUUUAUGUUGUAUGUUGUGGGUAUAAAGGGUUACAACAUGUGGAACCUUGGAUUCAUACAUAUUUUUUGACUAUUGAUCGCACUGUCUCUGAUUAUUGUCUAUUUCCAUUGAAAGAAUUACCUAAAGAUUUCUUAUCAUCUAUGUACAACUGCUCAAAAUAUUUUAGUGAGCUACAAAUGCAAAUUAUUGAAAAUAAUAUUGAACGAUUUGUCAAAAAAAUUGAAAAUGAUACUAAAAAUUUAACCGACCUCCAAUACUGGGUUGCUAAAACAUAUGCUAAUAGAUAUAAAAUAAAACCAAUAGACCCUUCACAAGAAAUAGUUGGACAAAAUAUACUUCAGAGUCUUCAGUAUGAUUUGCCAAAAGUUUCAUCCAUGAGGUUAGUCAUGGAUUAUUCAUUUUCUGAGAAACAACGUAGAAUAGAAUGCCAAGCAUCAGAUGAAGCAAAGUUACUUCAAGAUGAAGUGAAUAUGUUUAAAGAAUAUCAAUGGCAAUACGACUCAACAGUUUUGUGGUUUACUGCAGAGGAUGCCAAAGUUGACUCGUCUGAUUUUAAUAUUCAAAUGGGUAAACCUGUUUCUGUGAUACGUAGCUCUAAGUUUUGUGUGGAUACAUUAAUUGACUAUAGUAACCGAGCAAGAUCAUUAUUUACUAUUCCUAUUGAGGACAGUAUUAAGCGUAGAGAUUACUUUUGGCUACAAAUACCAAGACAAACUAUUAAUGGUCAGUUAAUUGUUUGUGACUUAACAUCAAUUUAUAUCAGUGAUUGUAUUAACAAUAAUAGAAAACAACAUGAUUCUGUGAUUGCUAUCUUAGAAUCAUUUGAAAAGCUUCAAACUUCUGAUAGCUUAUUAUUAAUUGGAUAUCCAUUGCUUACUCAAGUGAAUGUUGGUGUUUUCUUUAUACUUCUUAAUAUGUUCCUAAAGACUGGUGUGAUGAAACCUGAUAAAAUGGGUCAUGCUUUUGUGUUUUGUUCAAAAGUUAAUGACCAACAUGUAGAUGAUUUAAUAACUCUUUUAAAGAAAUUAAAAGAGCAUAUUAAAGAUCCCAGUAUCACAGAUAUAGUUGAAAAACAAGAACAAUCAUUGAUAUCAUUCUUUCCAAUUAAGAAACUUAUAUUUCAACCUAUUUAUAAAGACAUUGUUACUGUUAAUUGUUUGCUUAUAAUCAAUGAAGUGAAAAAAACUGUCUGUUCUUAUUUACAACAACAAUGAAUAAUUUGUCAUCAGAAAACAAUUAAAUAUUUAUUAUUUUCAUUAUUUAUACAUAAUGUUUUGUUGUACUUUACUCAGUAUUUUAACCCCUAAGAAAUAUGGAUAUGUUGUGGUAAUUAUUUUUUUUUUCAAUUAUUACUACAUAAUAU
Messenger RNA from Acyrthosiphon pisum (pea aphid), 2700 nucleotides. Its product is annotated as cap-specific mRNA (nucleoside-2'-O-)-methyltransferase 2. Gene Ontology annotation, cellular component: nucleus; cytoplasm. NCBI's taxonomy places the organism in Eukaryota, Metazoa, Arthropoda, Insecta, Hemiptera, Aphididae. The transcript is spliced from 11 exons. Gene Ontology annotation, biological process: methylation; 7-methylguanosine mRNA capping. Gene Ontology annotation, molecular function: methyltransferase cap1 activity. The record is from RefSeq and is a predicted model, not a curated record. Bases 329 to 2551 code for a protein of 740 amino acids.